GAUAAGCGACAUUGGCUUCAUGGCUGCUGGAGGUAAUGCCAUCGACAUUCAACCACAGAGAAAUGUUUUUUCAGCCAUUCCUGACGGAAAAGUCCCACCAGAUUAUGUGCCUCCUCAGAUGGGGGUGAUGGCCAAUCCACAGAGACCUGUAAACUGCCCUCCGGGCCUGGAAUACCUUGCUCAAAUUGAUCAGCUUCUUGUUAAUCAGAAAGUGGAGUUAGCUGAAGCAAUAUUGGGAUGGGAGACCAAUAAUAAGUAUCUGGUGAAGAACGUCAUGGGCCAGCAGGUGUUCUAUGUGGCGGAGGAGAAUGACUGCUGUAACAGGCAGUGCUGCGGACCCUCGCGCUCCUUCGUCUUACAUAUUCAGGAUAAUCACGGCCUUGAAGUGAUCACCCUGAAGCGGCCAUUGAACUGCUCCUUGUGCUGCUUUCCCUGCUGUCUCCAGGAGCUGGAAGUACAGGCACCACCCGGAAACCCUAUUGGAUAUGUCAUUCAGAACUGGCAUCCAUACCUACCCAAGCUGACCAUUCAAAAUGAGAAAAGGGAGGAUGUCCUGAAAAUUGUGGGUCCAUGUUGUCCAUGCAAAUGCUGUGCAGAUGUGGAUUUUCAGGUUGUGUCUUUGGAUGAACUCACACAAGUUGGCAACAUUUCUAAACAAUGGACUGGUCUGGUGCAAGAAGCCUUCACUGAUGCAGACAAUUUUGGAAUUAAGUUCCCCUUGGACCUGGAUGUGAAAAUAAAGGCUGUCUUAUUUGGGGCCUGUUUUCUCAUUGAUUUCAUGUUUUUCGAACAUAGUGGCAAUCAAUAAGAUUUUUUCCUUGCUCGAAUUCUGUGGACCACGUUGCUGCUUGUGUGUCACUAAAUGAAUGUGCAUGUCUGAAAUAUUUGUUUAUUGGAAACUUUUUUGUAGAAUGGGUGUGUAGGCUACACUCCACUCUCAUAUGAUUGUACUGUUCAGCACUGUGUAAGAAAUGCACAAAAGGUCAAUGUCUGAACAGCUAAAGAUUUUAUUUGUUAUCGUAGAGCUUAUUUUUAUAGACACUAAUUUAGGACUGAAGCCAAAACAUUAUUUUAUUUUUUCUUUCCACUUCCGCCAUCACUAAUGAUGCUAUAAAUUAAUGAAGCAGGUGCCGAAUAGCUUUGUUACAAACUGACUGUUAACAGAUGUUUUUUUUAAGAUGUAGGACAGUGAUGUGAUCAUCAGAACAGAGAACUAAGUGGAUUAUCAGAACAGUCCGCAUCCUUGGAAUGUCUUAGUUGUCAUCAGUGAGGCAUACAUAAGGGAAGAGUACUACAUAUACAGACAUAAUAUAAACAUCCGUCCCCCCAAUUUCAGAACUGCUAUGCGUCAAUGUGUGGCUGCCAUGAAUAAUAAAAGUAAAACCUAUUGAAUAAGUGUAGCCUAUUUCCCCUUCCAUAUUUAGUUCUAAAAACAAACACCUAAUAGUUCAUAUACCAGUGAUUGAGCAUGCUUUCAAAGAGAUUAUUACGCAGAGAAACUAAGCAGGUUUGGCGAUUACUUUGCUGUUUUCUCAUUUUAUGCUGGCAGGUUUCUCUGCAGAGCUCCUAGCUUUAGCGUGCACAUUUUACAACACUCCUCAAUCGGUCAGUCUGCCUUUUCAUGCGCAUGAUCGCGAGGCUGCGAGACUUCUGUUUGUCAGUGCACUGGCCCGCCAGCCCAAUGUUGCAAGGGUGGUUUUCCACUCACAGACACUACAGUAGGUGGAAGCAAAACGGCCACCAUUCAACCCGAAAAAAAGACAUUCCGAUUACUCCGAAGCUGUUCAGUUAAGGUAAAUUAAGCCAAAAAGACCUGCAUAGUUUCCCUUUAAGUGCAAAAGUUAAAUUGAACUAAAAUCAUAAAAGCUGUCAUAGUGUAACUAGAUACUUUUCCGUGAGGGAAAUUCGGGCCCUGCAUUUCUCCCAAUUCGUGAACACACACAGUACACAGUGAGGUGAAGCACACACUAACCCAGAGCAGCGAGCUGCCUGCCCAACAGCGGGGCUCGGGGAGCAGUGAGGGUGUGAUGGAAAACAUUAUUACAGUGCAUGAAAAUGCACUGUACUGUUCUUCCUAGGCUUCUUCUUCUUCUUCUUAUUACAGUGCAUGAAAAUGCACUGUACUGUUCUUCCUAGGUUUCUUAUUAUUCCAACUUCUUCUAACGC
Sardina pilchardus (European sardine) is the source of this 2166-nucleotide messenger RNA. RefSeq names its product phospholipid scramblase 1-like. NCBI's taxonomy places the organism in Eukaryota, Metazoa, Chordata, Actinopteri, Clupeiformes, Clupeidae. Gene Ontology annotation, biological process: plasma membrane phospholipid scrambling. Gene Ontology annotation, molecular function: phospholipid scramblase activity. Bases 20 to 808 code for a protein of 262 amino acids. Gene Ontology annotation, cellular component: plasma membrane. The record is from RefSeq and is a predicted model, not a curated record. The transcript is spliced from 9 exons.